Molecule: messenger RNA, 2041 nt
Organism: Rubroshorea leprosula
Lineage: Eukaryota; Viridiplantae; Streptophyta; Magnoliopsida; Malvales; Dipterocarpaceae
Source: the annotation of a GenBank genome assembly
CUUGUGCCGAGGAAAUCGUACAUCACAUUUGUUCCAUAAUAUAGACUUGAAAGUUUUGAAGUAGUUUGAGAUGGGAAAUGCUUGUGCUGGAAACGCUUCAAAGUCUGGAUUCUUAACAUUCUCAUGGUUCUCAAAAUCAGCCAAUGUGCCAAAGGAUGAUAGGAAAGAAUCAAGCAAGAGUGGUGAGAAAGAAGAAUCGAGCAAGGAUAGUAAGAAAGAAGAAUCUAGCAAGGAUGUUAAGAAAGAACAUAGCAAUGGAGAUGGGGUGGAGUGUAAAGAAACAGCAGUUGUUGCUCCUCAUGAGAAGCCCCCAGAACCAAUGAAAAUGGCAAGGGAAGAGGCAGUAAAAAAGGAGCAGCCAACAAAACCUGUUGAGGAGGCCAAAGUAAAAUUGGAGCCAAAGCGGCUGCCUACAAGACUCAGUUCUAAACUAGCAUCACGAUCCACAAGAUUGAAUGAAGAGAAUAAGCCCUCAGAGCCUGAAAGACCAGCAUCACAAUCCUCUAGAUUCAAUGAACCGAAUAAGUCAUCAGAACCUGAAAAACCUAAGAAGCCCAAACAUGGGAAGAGGUCAUCAUGUGCAGGGUUGCAGGUGGAGUUGAUUUUACAAACAAAAACUGGUCAUUUGAAGGAAUACUAUGAGUUGGGGAAGAAGCUAGGACAUGGACAGUUUGGAACAACUUUUCUUUGUGUGGAAAAAGUAACUGGAAAGGAAUAUGCUUGCAAAUCCAUCAUGAAGAGGAAACUGAUAACAGAAGAUGAUGUUGAUGAUAUUAUCCUAUAUUCUUUUCUCCUUGAUGUUAAAUUGAGAAGCAGUCUCAAGUUGGAUAUCAUGGUGCAAGAGUUGAGCUUAGCAUUAUGUUCUUGUGGCUAUAAUGCGAGGGAUGUCUUCAAUGACGUGGUUGGCAGCCCAUAUUAUAUCGCACCUGAGGUUUUGAAAAAGCGGUAUGGUCCAGAAGCAGAUGUGUGGAGUGCUGGAGUGAUUCUUUACAUUCUCCUAAGUGGGGUACCUCCAUUUUGGGGUGAAACUGAAAAAGAGAUAUUUGAUGGGGUUUUGCGUGGUCAUCUUGACUUUAAAUCUGAUCCAUGGCCUAAGAUAUCUGAAAGUGCCAAAGAUUUAGUCAAGAAGAUGCUUGUUAGAGACCCUAAAAAGCGGAUAAGUGUGCAUGAAGUUUUAUGCCAUCCUUGGGUCCAAGUAGAUGGGGUUGCUCCAGACAAGCCUCUUGAUUCUAUAGUCUUAAGUCGCUUGAAGCAGUUUUCUGCAAUGAACAAGCUUAAGAAAAUGGCUCUCAGAGUCAUUGCUCAGAGACUUUCUGAAGAAGAAAUUGCUGGUUUGAAAGAAAUGUUCAAGAUGAUUGACACAGACAAUAGUGGUCAAAUCACCUUCGAAGAACUCAAAGAGGGACUGAAAAGAUUUGGCGCUGAUCUCCAUGAAACAGAAUUUCAUGAUCUAAUGCAGGCUGCAGAUGUUGAUAAAAGUGGUACGAUUGAUUAUGAGGAGUUCGUAGCAGCAACAUUGCAUCUAAACAAAGUUGAGAGAGAAGAACAUCUGUUUGCAGCAUUCUCAUAUUUUGACAAAGAUGGCAGUGGCUACAUCACCCAAGAUGAGCUUCAACAAGCCUGCAAGGAAUUCGGAAUAGAGGAUGUCCAGCUGGAAGAAAUGAUCCAAGAUGCUGAUCAGGAUAAUGAUGGCCGGAUAGACUACAAUGAGUUUGUGGCAAUGAUGCAGGAAGGAAACGCAGAAUGGGGGAAAAAGGAAUUGCAAAGUACAAAUUUUGGCAUUGGAUUUAGGGAGGCAUCACCAGUUAGUUGACAUGGUAGUAUGAUCAAGCUUUUUCUUUCUUCUUCUCUUCUUCUUCGACUAGUGCUAAAACUCUUGAAGGUAUAGGUAGAUACUAGACACAGGUCUGCUUGGUUAUUUUUGUGCAUGAAGAGAUACAUUCUUUCUUGUUUUCACAUUGAAGGGUACACAUUGACAUUGACACCACAUAUAUAUAAAUACAUGAUUGUUUGUGUGCUUCAAUAAAUUGUACUCAUGCAU